This is a messenger RNA of Lasiosphaeria miniovina, 1033 nucleotides long. RefSeq lists its product as uncharacterized. Lineage: Eukaryota; Fungi; Ascomycota; Sordariomycetes; Sordariales; Lasiosphaeriaceae. The transcript is spliced from 2 exons. The coding region runs from base 188 to 838 and encodes 216 amino acids. The record is from RefSeq and is a predicted model, not a curated record.
CCUCGUUCCGGUGUUGCGCAAAGCGAAGCUUGGUUGCGCGCGCAGGAAUGAGAGAGCGGCGAUGGCGGUGAUCGGGGUUUAAAGCUUGCUGCUCUUAGAGAGAGCAAAUAGAGAGGUGGCUAGGCGCAAACAAGCAGGUUGGCGGCGGCAGCCAGAAGGAAGAAGAACCCGACAGAGGGAAGACGGGAUGGAGCUGCGCGGUAGUCGCAAUGCGCAAAAUACGAGGGGACCGAGAGAAAGUGGGGGAUUGGUUCCCGGUUUUCGUCGUUUUCUGCAACCACUUUAUGGAUUACCAGGCACCACCACCUCUCCCACACAGCUUCAGACUUGGCACUCUGCUGCCCGUACCGCACCGUUGCUUGCCGCGCUGACCGGCAAACAACCUGCGCAGGUCGAGUGCACGUGCGAGUUGACUUGGUGCCGGCAAAAAUUACCCAGUCAGGUUGCUUGCCCAAUUUCCAAUCGGCCGCACGAGGUCGUCGCGCGACAGGAACGGAACGGCAGCGUUGGGAAAGACCCUUAUGACGUCGGCAGAGCUCUUGGGGUACCCAGGUGGCUGAUGGGCCCGAGCGGGUGGUUUGUAAGGGGUUUACACGUGGAAUUGCUUUACAGCAACAGAACCCUCGCCAAACAAGUUUGCGUAACAAGAAAGGUUACGAGAAUUGGUGCUGGUAAACGGCAAAAUGGCAAAAUAGGAAUAAUUGCCACGAGGAGAGUACGCCUGUGCGCGAGGACGAAAGGCGUGAAAGGGCGCACGAUGCGGGAAAUAGCGACGGAUCCGAGGUUCAGACGAUGGUUGGCAGGGCAGUGGUGGAUCCCCGGUUCCACGCAGAGGUGAAGAAAAAAGGUGGGGGCUGGCUGAGCGGCCUAUAGUUUCCAACGGAAAGCCAAAUGGCUGGGGCCGCUAGUGUGGGCCCCCUCCGGCUUAUUUCCCAAGACGAACACACGGAAGCUUUGUGGGCGCACGACCAUGCGAGCGAACAACGGCAGACACGGCAGACUGCAUGGAAGCUUCUAUCAAGAAACAAGAAGU